Messenger RNA from Centruroides sculpturatus (bark scorpion), 6711 nucleotides. RefSeq lists its product as uncharacterized. Bases 1 to 4602 code for a protein of 1533 amino acids. The transcript has 29 exons. Gene Ontology annotation, molecular function: metalloendopeptidase activity. Lineage: Eukaryota; Metazoa; Arthropoda; Arachnida; Scorpiones; Buthidae. The record is from RefSeq and is a predicted model, not a curated record. Gene Ontology annotation, biological process: membrane protein ectodomain proteolysis.
AUGGGAGACAAACUCAUGGAGCCCUGGCUACAACGGCAGUUACAGACAGCGCCUUUGAGGCAUGAUAUCAAAACCAUAAUACAGGAUAUUCUAGGUGAUGUGCCCAGUCAUAUCACUUACCUGGGCAUUACUCUCGACCCCACUCUAACCUGGACCCAGCAUAUUAAACAUAUAGCUGCUCGCACGGGCAUCAUCUUUCAUACCUUUGCCAAGUAUGCCAAAAAUAAAUGGGGCCUCAAUUCAGAGGCAAUGGGGACCAUCUACGACCACAUAUUUAUUCCUACCAUCACUUACGCUUGCGGCACCUGGGGUCAAGCCGCUCAAAAAGUUCAUCCUAGACGUGCACUCACCUCUGCCCAACACCUGUUUUCCGAUGCAGAAUCAAUAGAUGACUUUACGGACGAUGCCCGACCAAUUGACCUGUUUUCCGAUGCAGAAUCAAUAGAUGACUUUACGGACGAUGCCCGACCAAUUGACCUGUUUUCCGAUGCAGAAUCAAUAGAUGACUUUACGGACGAUGCCCGACCAAUUGGUCUGACACUCCAUGCAACAACAGCAGAAGCCGAACGACUAAAAAGGCAAUAUCCGGAAAAUGAGAAACUGAUUGCCAACAUCCCCAGCCGUUUUUUCGAAGUCAUAUAUCCAGUUCAAGUCAGGCACCAUCAGAAACUUGGAAUUUCCACCCGAGAUGCCACAGCUAACAAAACUGGGAAACAUUUUCAUCAAACGUCAUUACUUAUCAAAGCCUUCAACUAUAAAUUCCGUUUAGAAUUGGAAUUAAAUACACAUUUACUUGCUCCAAAUUUAAUUCAAAAACAUUUCCUACCUGAAGGUGCUCAACAGAUUUCCACCCAGGAAAUUGAACAAUGUUAUUAUCAUGGUACCAUCAAAGAUUAUCCAGGUGCUCUGGCUGCUCUGAGAACCUGCAAUGGAGUUAGUGGAAUCAUUCAUGUAGAAAAUGAAACAUUUGUCAUCCAUCCAUUUUAUGGAGGUGAUUUAUCGAGGAAACAUCCACAUGUAUUAUAUAGGUAUUUUACAGAAAAUAAAGGAAAGCAUACGUGUGGAAAUACUGGAAUGCAUGAAUGGGGCUUCAAGCAGUUUAGGAUACGUCCUAUAAAAUACAAACGUGAUGUAAGUCAAGUAUUCAAAUACAUUGAAUUGGCACUUGUUAUUGAUCAAGCUAUGUUCGAUAAUAGAAAUGCUACCAGAUCUGAAGUGGUAAAUGAUGCAAUUCAGAUAAUAAAUUGUGUUGAUAUGUUCGAUAAUAGAAAUGCUACCAGAUCUGAAGUGGUAAAUGAUGCAAUUCAGAUAAUAAAUUGUGUUGAUAUGACCAGCUCCUUUGUUUUAGUGAAGACCCUCUUCCUCAGAAGGACUGGUCUGACAGAUGGAUGGAGGCAAUCCGGAGAUAUGAAGAAGGGAGAGAACUAUCUAUUGGCUGGAGAGAUGAUCACUUUGGACAUGGAUUACAAAGCAAAGGAAGGAGUCAAUGGACAGAAUAGAAUACAGCCUUAUCACUUCUCUGCAUGUAGCCUGCAAGAUUACAUUAAUGCCCUUCGUAUUGGUCACGGUAUUUGUCUUUUUAACAAACCUAACCAAUUAGAAGACUUUCGUUCUUGUGGGAAUGGAGUUAUUGAAGAAGGUGAACAGUGUGACUGUGGAAGCAUAGAGGAAUGUCUUCAGUCCGAUCCAUGCUGCGAUCCGAUAACUUGUAAGUUGCGUGUUGAAGCAGAAUGCUCUACGGGUCCUUGCUGCGAGAACUGCAAAUUGAAGCAUGCUGGACACCUCUGUCGUCCUGCUGCCAGUGAAUGUGACAUACCAGAAUAUUGUGAUGGUAAAGUGGGCCAGUGUCCUGUUGAUGUGUACAAGAAAAAUGGAAACAUGUGCAACAAUGCAGCUGGAUAUUGUUAUCAUGGAAAUUGUCCUACUCCAAACAAACAGUGUGAAUUCAUCUGGGGAUUUGGUGCAGUAUCUUCUGACAAAAAAUGUUACAGUCAGUUUAAUACACAAGGAAGUAUUAAUGGAAAUUGUGGUGUAGAUCCUUAUAUUAAAGGAGCUUAUAUUAAGUGUACAAAAGAGAAUUCCUUAUGUGGAUCUCUGCAAUGUCAGCAGGGCACAAGAAAUCCAAUUGUGGAAGAAAUGGAAGAUCAGUAUUCACGCACAAUAGUUUCCAUCGAAGGAAAAGAAUUUGAGUGCAAAGUUGCCAGUGGAUCAAUUGGUGGAAUUUCCGAUAUGGGAAUGGUUAUAGAUGGUACCAAGUGUGCCGAAAAUAAAAUAUGUGUCAAUCAGACUUGUGUCAACUUAGAACAGUUCAUGGAGCCAGGAAACUGCCCUACUAACAAUGUGGCCCUUAUGUGUUCGGGUCAUGGCGUUUGCUCAAAUCUCAAUACGUGUUAUUGUGAUAAAGGAUGGGUUUCGAGAGAUUGUAGCCAACGUGUGAGUGAUUUUUAUCCAAUUUCUGGAAAAGGGAUGCCCGAAAUAUACACUACAGUGGCUCCCGUUUCAGAAACAACUCCGUAUUGGAAGAAGAGCAUUGUUGCAAAAACAACUCCUUAUGUGGGAAAAAAAGCAUCUAUAAGUGCAACAUCAUUAGUCAUUGUUCUUGUUACCAUUGUCGGUGGGGUCUUCAUGUUUUUUACAUUACUUGCUACUUGUUACAGACGCCACAGUUUACUGCCAAAAAGAGAAUCAUCUCAUUUUAAGAAGCGUUUAACCAAAAAAUUUGGUAUUACAAAUAAAAAAGAUGAAGAAUCACAAGAAAACGUCAACAGAAUAAUAACUUUUGGAAGUAUGCCUUCGUACAGGGAAGACAAAUUGCAGGAGUUGAGGCGUCAGCGUCGAGAAAAGGAUUCGGAAGAAGGAGAGGAACGAGAGCCCACCGACGAAACUUCCACUUUCAUCGAAGUGUCGUCGAACGACCUGUCGAAAACACCCGAGAAAGGAAUACUGAAACACCAGGAGAAAGACAAGUGGAGCGACGAAGCUUCUCAGUCGGACAACCAAGAGGUAACGCAAUUAGUUAAUAAUAUCGACGGCGGCGACGACGGUCUGACCGAAGUGGAAAGGACACUAAAGACGUUGAACGGUUAUCACGAGGAGAUACUCGAGGCGUUGCAAACCGCCUCCUCCUAUCGUUCGGGGGAGAGCGGAUCGGCCACGCCUCAGGACGAAGGCAGGGACGAGUCUCCACCACCCAACGGCGUCCAAGACGAAGACGGCGUCCAGUCCGGCGGACCCAUUCGAAUUCGCAACCUGGAGGAUCUCCUGUGUCAACUGGAGCAGCACCCCGACCAGCAGCAGCAACAACAACAACAACAGCAGCGCCACGUCUCGCCCACCCUGUCCGAAGAGAUUCGUCUGAGCGUGCCCGAAGCCGACCGCCAGUACCUGCUGGAGAGGAAGGACAUUUCGGACAUGGCCAAGCACCACCUGGAAACGGGUCUGGGUUACUUGCUCGGACACAUCCAGCCUCCCUCCGCUAACACCAAAUCGCCGCGUUACUCCANCUGUGACCCCAUGUCCUGCAGGGAAGACAAAUUGCAGGAGUUGAGGCGUCAGCGUCGAGAAAAGGAUUCGGAAGAAGGAGAGGAACGAGAGCCCACCGACGAAACUUCCACUUUCAUCGAAGUGUCGUCGAACGACCUGUCGAAAACACCCGAGAAAGGAAUACUGAAACACCAGGAGAAAGACAAGUGGAGCGACGAAGCUUCUCAGUCGGACAACCAAGAGGUAACGCAAUUAGUUAAUAAUAUCGACGGCGGCGACGACGGUCUGACCGAAGUGGAAAGGACACUAAAGACGUUGAACGGUUAUCACGAGGAGAUACUCGAGGCGUUGCAAACCGCCUCCUCCUAUCGUUCGGGGGAGAGCGGAUCGGCCACGCCUCAGGACGAAGGCAGGGACGAGUCUCCACCACCCAACGGCGUCCAAGACGAAGACGGCGUCCAGUCCGGCGGACCCAUUCGAAUUCGCAACCUGGAGGAUCUCCUGUGUCAACUGGAGCAGCACCCCGACCAGCAGCAGCAACAACAACAACAACAGCAGCGCCACGUCUCGCCCACCCUGUCCGAAGAGAUUCGUCUGAGCGUGCCCGAAGCCGACCGCCAGUACCUGCUGGAGAGGAAGGACAUUUCGGACAUGGCCAAGCACCACCUGGAAACGGGUCUGGGUUACUUGCUCGGACACAUCCAGCCUCCCUCCGCUAACACCAAAUCGCCGCGUUACUCCAGACACGUGACGCCGGAAGAGGAGGAAGCGGACGACAGCGCCGACGACGACGACGAAGGGAGCACCUUUUCGUCGCAUCACCUGGUGAGGAGUGCCAGCGAGGAGGCUCUGCCGGUGACGGGCAAGCCGGGCCAGCGCCAGCCGCCGGAGGCCGUCAAGCGCGACGGACGCGACUAUUUUCCCAGCCCCCCUUCGGAAGACUCGUACGCCAAUUCGUCGGAAGACAACGCUUUUAUUCCUCCGCCUUCUUCUUCCGCUCCGAGGCCCGAACGAACACAGAAGUCUCAGCCGACCACACCGACUCCUGCACAGAGCACGGCUCAUCCGGCGGGGGUCAAACGGAAAGCCAAGAAGAAGUUCCCCGAGUAUAAAGUGUAAUCGAACUCUUUUUAGAUAAUUAGCCUAGGACAAAGCAGAAACUCUUUGGUAUUUCACUAAUCUUCUCUUUUUUCUUAGUCGUCCCCUUAGCCACUUUCUACACCCGUCUGGCCAGAAACUAGUGUCCCGUUCCCGUCGUCUUCACUCUCAUCACUGGCCCGGUUUCUUCUCUCGAUCGCUCAUCGUCAUCUAAAAACAACCGUCGCGUCCGACAAAAUGUCUACCCCACCGGCCGCCUGCCUAAUUUUUCCUCCUUUCUCGCCUGCUUUCUCCUUUAAAAACUCGCGCGUGACGUUUCACCGCACCGUUUUUGUAUUUACUCGGACGCGGCCUCCUCUUAAUACGGAAAUGGCCGAGUGAAGCUUACGCAAAAGUACACUCCACUUCUUUCUUUGAAAAUUUAGCUGUUAAAUAUGCAAGUUUUCUUGCGCCUUUCCCGUUGGGAAUGCCCAAACCAAAAUUCGAUUUUUCCUAAACGUUUUCUAAUUUUUAUUAUGUAAAAAAAGGCAGAGAAAAAAGUCUGGGUUCGGAGUGGAAUUUUCUAAAACUUCUAUUCGUUUACCGAAAAAAAUAAAGCGUUACACACCUGAAGAACAGCUCAAAAAUUAGCCGACGUCUAUUAAGUAAAAAAAAUCCCAGAUUCUACGGCUUAAAAAGGCAAACUUUUGAAUUUAACAGGUAGAAAAUCGGUUUCCGUUUUACCAAAUUAUCAAAUUAGGGGUUGUCUUUUAUUAUUUUCCGUAAAAUUUAGCAUUUUAAGUGUAAUUUUUACCUAAAAUGUUGCGUGUAAAUGCAAUAAAAAUAGGUGCGAGUGAACGGCCGAGUGCGAGAGAUUAAGCAGUAUUAGUGCGAGAUGUCCGUUUAGACGGUGGAUAAAAGGGUCCCGGUAGAAUUUACCGUCUUCCACUGCCCGUUUACGUGCAUACUUACCGACUACGGAAGUUCGUUCUCUACUCAUUUUACGCGUAACUUAAGAUCGACCCGUUUACAUUCCGUUACCCGCUACCUUUUUAACACUUACUCCUUCGAUUAAAUCGCUGUGAUAGUUCUAGAUAAAAUAUUUUAAAAGAAGUGUAAAUAGGUGAACGUGUAAAUAUACGAACAAGUCGAACCUUCCACGCUCGGUGUCCAGAAGAUCCCGGUUUGGUCGACAUAGAAGAAAAUACCGGCGGAACGGAAGUAUUUGUAGCUUACACAUGUAAUAAAAGGGUAUCAAUCGAUAUUUUAUUCUCGCCGGCCAAGGGGUAGACGGAAAAUUCCAAAGAACUUCCUCCGGUUAAACCUACCGAAUUUUGUUGGUAAAUCGGCCAAGACGAAUUUAAAAUACGCCCGUAGACCCGCCGAUUUAGUCUUUUUAAGUUUUCCUCACUCCAGAAAGAAGGAAACAUCCUUUCUCGUAUUACAUCGCGCCAUUAUAUUAAUACUGGAUCGGACCGGAAUUUAGUGUCCGAAAUGCCGAAAAUCCAGAAAACCGUACGGUUGCGGCCGUUUAAAAAAGAAGCGAAAAAAUCCUCCCAGGGCCCGUAUACCCGAAUCCCAAAACCACUACAGUGUUUGUUGUUAGUGUUACAACGUUUAAACUACGCCUUCCGGUUCCGGAACAGAUCAAAGCUAGAAAAGACGGCCGUCGGAAGAGUUACGUAUAAAACGAAGGACGAUAUAUCGAUUGAUACCCAUGGAAGCGUGGGAGACGGACAGAAAAAAGCCGCGGGUUCGACUCCUAUAAAUGUCAAUUAUGUCGUGUUACGAGGAAAAUAUAGAGAAGUCUAUAUACAGUAUAUAUACAUAUAUAUAUACAUAUAUAUAUGCAAGAAUACCAAGCUGUUCCAUUUGAUAAUUGUUAUCAUAUCGUUUUGUUUCAUUUAGAAGGAAGAGAAACGUGUAGAACCAAUCUCUUUUUGUACUUUUAUUAGAUGAUCUAACAUCAAAAAAAAAAACUUUUCUCACCUCCUCCAAUCGACAUAAUAUAAACAUAUAUAAUAUACCUAUAUACAGUAUUUCCAAAGUUCUGAAUUUUCAUAAAAAUUAGUCAUUGUAGAUAAUUAAACCACGACGAGAAAAAAAAUCAUGUUAAAAAGUCUUGGCUUUGAAUAAAGUUCAAUUUAUGAU